AUGUAUAACGCUUCAAACUCGGAAUCCCAAGCUUCUCCAGUUACUGGCCCUGAGCAUUCCAAUAGGGGCAAUCGUCGCCAUAACAACUAUCGUAGACAUCGAGGUUUUCGCCCAAAUAGGCACUCUACCCCUCAAGAACAAACUAUAAAUAAUGCUAGUCAAAACCAUAAAGUUACACCAACCGUUAUUCCAACCGUCACUGAUGUUCCUUCUAAUUCGGACGGAGAUCAAGGUUCUCAAAAUGAAAACGAAUGUUUUAUCUGCGCAGAAACCGUUCAUUAUUAUGCCGUUCCAGAAUGUAACCAUAAAUCUUGUCAUGUAUGUUCGUUGAGGUUAAGAGCAUUAUACAAAUCUAAAAAUUGCGCUUACUGUAAGACAGAACGAAUUAAGGUUAUAUAUACCCGAAAUCCCGAUAAAAAAUUCCAAGAAUUCCAGGAAGACGAUAUUCCCUUCUUUGACAAAAAAUUGAAUGUCUAUUGUGAGGAUCAAGAAAUGUUUGAUGAUAUAAUGCUCACGUUGAAAUUUAAUUGUCCAGAUAAAAAUUGUGAAAUAUCUUGUGAUGGAUGGGGAGAUUUGAGGCGACACGUUAAAAAAGAUCAUCAUCUAAAGUUAUGUGAUAUUUGUACUCAUAAUAAAAAAAUCUUCGCACAUGAACAUACUCUUUUCACUUUCAAAGGGCUUGAAAAGCAUUGUCGUGAUGGUGAUGAAGAAACGGGUUUUAGUGGACAUCCUGAGUGUCAAUUUUGUGAAACACUCUUUUAUGGUGAUGAUGAACUCUACGAUCAUUGUCGUCAUUCUCAUGAAGAAUGUUUUAUUUGCGUUAGAAAUGGUAUAAGGCAUCGUUAUUAUAUUGACUAUCAUGCAUUGGAAAAACAUUUUGGGCUGGAACAUUUUCGCUGUUUAAACCCAUUAUGCUUGGAAAAAAAAUUUAUCGUGUUUGAAUCAGAUAUUGACUUAAAAGCUCAUGAUGUAGAAGCUCAUGAAUCUAAUUUCAGUGGACAAAGAGCUAGACGUGAGGCGAGGAGAAUUGAUAUUAACAUUAACUUUGCAGAUUCAUAUUCACGCGAUAGGAGACGUCGGAUAAGUCGCGAAAGACAGGAAAGACAGUCAGAUAGACGGAUUGGCGGUGAAGUUGGCGGUGGAGUUGAUAGAAAUGCCGAAAUUGAUGAUAUGACACGUCAAACUCAGGAUCUUAAUUUAGAUUCCACUACUAGCACUACAAAUGAAAUCAAUGUUAAUGCGAGAGCAGUGAGACCACCGCCAGGUUUUGGUGUUUUGUCUCCUGAUGAAGUGACCGGACCAGAGAAUGAGUUGCCAUCAGAAAAUGAGUUGGAAAUACGUAAUAUGUUUUCUAUUUCACGGAAAGAAGAUUUCCCUGCACUGAAUGCUUCAAUGAGGGUAGCUACUAAUAAUGGCUCAGUUGCAACUAGUGGUAGUGUUAGUGGUAGUGGUAGUAGAAUUUUAGUCACGCCUAAUCCCCCUCAAGCACCAUUAUCCGAAUCUAAUAUUACUAAUAAAGUAAAAGCUAUUGCCUUUCCUCCUUUACCGUCCGCGAAUCAAUCAACUUCACCAUCAACAAGUAGUAGUACUACUAGUACUAGGGUAAAGGCUUUCUCUAGUGUCAUUGAUUCGGAACCUUUGAGUCGUGAAGUUGGUUUUUUUCAACGUGUCAAUACGUACUUAUCCGAUAAUCCUGCUAAGAUUGAUGAAUUCAAUUCAUUGACUGCAGCAUACAAUAAUUCAACCUUUGAUGCAUCAUCGUAUAUAGAAUUUUUGUUGCCUUUGUUUAAUAAAAAUACAGGCACCGUUGGAAAAGUUGUGAAAGGUUUGGUAUCUAUAUUAGAGGAUGAGAAAAAGUCGACUGAAUUAUUGAGGGCAUGGCAAGAUCAUAAAGUUAAGCGAACUGCUGAUUUCCCCGCUUUAGAACCGGUCUCCUUACACACACCUGGUGUGAUUAGUAAUUCGAGAUCACCCUCAUCACCCUCCUGGAAUAAACCGUCGGCUCGCGUAUUAGUUAUUAAAUCUUCAACUACUCGAUCUCGUGGUAUAAAAACAAAUAGCGGUACCCGUGUCUGGGACCAAAUAGCCGCUAUUGCUGAAUCAAGAAACAAGGAAGGAAAGAAUUCAACAUUCCCUUCACUCACAACAGCUGCUAGUAAUUCUGCUAAUGAUAAUAAUGUUUGGAAAGGAUCUGAACCGCAAUUUGUUCAACCACCUUCACGUAAUGAAUCUACUUCCUCAUGUACUACAGCUUUUGUUAAAGGUAGACCUACUAUAGCUGAAAAUAAUGGAUUUCCCAACUUACCAUUGACUCCAACAUCCUCUCGAUCUAAAAAUGAUGGGCAAGAAAAAAAUGUAUGGGGACAAGGUGGAGCAUUUGCAUCUAUAGUAUCUGAUAAUAAUCAAAAUGAAAAUGAUAGUGAAGAUGAUUCUUCAUAUAAUGAUAGUUCUAAAGAAGGGACCAAGAAAAAAAAGAAACAAAAAAAGACAGUUUUAUUUCAAAGCGGAAAGAGACAUGGAAGUUGA
Funneliformis geosporum is the source of this 2526-nucleotide messenger RNA. The record is from the annotation of a GenBank genome assembly. Lineage: Eukaryota; Fungi; Glomeromycota; Glomeromycetes; Glomerales; Glomeraceae.